Messenger RNA from Strongylocentrotus purpuratus (purple sea urchin), 1528 nucleotides. Its product is annotated as PHD finger protein 24. NCBI's taxonomy places the organism in Eukaryota, Metazoa, Echinodermata, Echinoidea, Camarodonta, Strongylocentrotidae. Bases 102 to 1232 code for a protein of 376 amino acids. The transcript has 9 exons. Gene Ontology annotation, molecular function: calcium ion binding. The record is from RefSeq and is a predicted model, not a curated record.
UACCGUAAACGUACUGACUACUGGUGACUGGUACCCUGCCACAAUUUUCAUGAAACAUUUUAAAUUUGAUUUUAAAAAAGACUUGUGGAAAUAAAUCGAAUAUGGGAAACGUAGUGAUGAAACAUAGAAAGGAAAGAAUGCAAAAGAGAGCACAGCAGGCAGGUAGGAUCGGUAGGAUCGCAAAUGUUUUCUUAUCUGUCGGAAAAAAGGGAACUGCACCAAUCACAGCGGGGACAACAGGCGGGGGACCACAGCCUCAGCUUGGCACUCGGCAAGUUGACACAAGUAAUGCCACGAGUUCAUCAUGGAUGAGACCUUUUCAAAAGAGUUACAGGCAUAUUGAUAAGGCGGAGGAGACACCAACCUCAUCUUUCAACGAAGAGCGUUCAGUGAGACAGGCCGAACGUCAGAAACUGGCUCGGGAAGAGACCAGAUACGGCAGCGCCCCAACUAACCUAAACUAUGAAUCCAUGCUAGAAUCUGAAUUUGACGUGACCUGUGUGAUGUGCAACAUGGUGAAGAAUGACGUCAUCCAUGAGUGCAGGAUCUGUGGGAGGUGCUCUCAUCAGACCUGCCUUGAAUAUAGUGGCUACUGCAAUGACCUCAACUUUGCCACUGCCUUGAAGAACUCGGAAGAGCAGGUGGGAUGGAGCUGCUCAGAAUGUGAGGCCAUUGGCAAUCACCUAUCACAGGAGCAGAUGAAUGAUGUUAUGGAGAAGUUUGACAACUAUGACAAAGAUGAAGAUUCAAAGAUAUCCUGGGCAGACUAUCGUGCUGUUGAAAAGGCAUCAGCUACUGAAAGUAAUGCCAAAGAAAAGUUCUUUCAGUACGACACUGAUGGAGACGGCAUAGUCUCCUGGCAGGAUUACCUUCUAGUUGAAGCUAUUGAUAUUCUGGAGAAACAACCACAGGUUAAAUUGAUGAUGUACCUGACUGCUAAGGAGAUAGAGCGCAUCAAGAAUUGUUUUCGGAUGAAGGAUGACCACAACACAGGAAUCAUAUCCGUAGCUGCAUCAGCCGAGGCUUACUACAACUGGCUCACGGCUCAUGGGUUAGAAUCAAGUCAGGAGGGAAGAGAUGUCCAGAUACAGAUGUAUGACCCCUCAAACAAGCGAAAGUUGAUAACUUGGGAGAGGUUUAUCCGCCAGCGGGCCCUGGCCAUCCUCAGUGCACGACCCAACACCGCUACCAUCCCUCCAUAUAUAAGAGGACAUCCCAUUACAGCGUUAUAGAUCAUGCUGCCACGGAAUGAUCAUUGGCAUGUAAUCCGCAUAGAUCAUAUCUGCACAUGUCAUAUUUUCUAACACAACGCUUACAAUGGAAGUCUUUUUCCAUAAAUAAUUUUUAAAAGUUUAAUGCAAAUGUAACACUUUGAAGAAAAAAAUUAUAUAAAAAAUGAAAAAUAUUUGUAUUUUAUAUUUGCUUACUUAUUUACAAUUCAUUGUCAGAAAGUACCUUUUAGUAUUUUAUGUUCAUGUUGUCAAAAAAAGUAUUUAUAUAUAUAUAUAUAUAUAUAUAUAUGUAAUGC